This is a messenger RNA of Eutrema salsugineum, 465 nucleotides long. Its product is annotated as glutathione S-transferase T2-like. The transcript has 2 exons. The record is from RefSeq and is a predicted model, not a curated record. Bases 1 to 465 code for a protein of 154 amino acids. NCBI's taxonomy places the organism in Eukaryota, Viridiplantae, Streptophyta, Magnoliopsida, Brassicales, Brassicaceae.
AUGGGCUCUCCAAACACAUAUGGCUGUUAUGAGGCUGCAACGAAAGAGCUUUCAAGCGGCCAAAACGAUAAUGAUUUAAUAAAGUCAGCACACCAAAUUUUCUACAACGAUUACGGGUUCAAGUUCGGGCUAGAGCAUGCGUGGAGGGAGUUACGUCAUGAUCAAAAAUCGUGUUCAGCCUCGGCAGAGAAGGAUGGUGGGAAGGUGAAACGUAGAAAGGUAGAAGAUGGAAUAAAAGGAGUUUCGAGUUCCCAACCUGAAAGUAAUGGCGCUGUCUCAAUGAGUCGAGUGCCUGGAGUGAAGACAUCUAAAGCCGCUAAGGGUAAAUGGAAUGGGAGCACUACAAAUGCUGAAAGCUCAGAAGGCAAGGGUUUAGCGGAGUUAGAAAGCAUGUGGAAAAUUAAGAAAAUCGAUUUGGAAAGGAAAGACAAGAUUUGCAGAAAAUCUUUGAGGCUCUCCUUUUAA